Molecule: messenger RNA, 2369 nt
Organism: Theobroma umbraticum
Lineage: Eukaryota; Viridiplantae; Streptophyta; Magnoliopsida; Malvales; Malvaceae
Gene: SGT
Product: UDP-Glycosyltransferase superfamily protein
Biological process (GO): carbohydrate metabolic process
Molecular function (GO): hexosyltransferase activity; UDP-glycosyltransferase activity
Source: RefSeq, a predicted model, not a curated record
ACCGAAUUGACCAAAAUAUCCCUUCAAACGGACAGCUUGUUUGCUUGUUGCGUUCUGGCAAAGCCCCCGCGGCCAAAGAUUCUCAUUUCACAGACCCAUCCCCACGCUUUCGAACGUGCUUUCGCUCUCUCUCUCUCUCUCUCUCGUGGCUUUCGAUUCUUCACGGAGAAACAUUCCCGCGUUUAAACGCUCAUCUGAUCACGAGUAAGGCUUUGUUCAACGAAUUUGAGCCGAUCUGGAAAACGAACAGGGAGCUUUCCGCGCCGAUCGAGGGAGCUCUCCGGAGCCGGUGAUGGCGGUGUCGCCGGAGCACCGCCGGAACUCCUUCACCACAUCUUCUUCUGCUUCCGAAGAAGUUCCGGAGAAAAGCGAGCAAGAAAUAUGCAUCGAUGUUAAAGAGCUGGACAUUAGCAGAGACUCCAGGGAAGUCGCCAGUAGCGAUGAUUCUCGCGCUGGAGUUUAUCGCAGUGCAAUGAAUAACGGUGGCGCCGAAUCUUCAGGCACUUCAAACAUUGAAAAAUUGGGUUCAAGCCAGCCUAAACUGGAAAAAUCAAAAACAGAGGCACAAAGACCUCGAAAUAUACUUGCUGAAGAGGCAGCGCAGAUUUUUGACAACAAGUUAUCUGCCCAACAGAAGGUACUUAAAUUGUUGAACAGAAUAGCUACUGUGAAAGAUGAUGGGACUGUGGAGUUUGAAGUUCCCGGAGAUGUUGAGCCCCAUGCUCUUGUCGUUGGACCGAGAGAUGCACAUACUGAAGCUGCUGAUGAAGAGUCACUUGAAACGGACAUUCAGUACAUUCCACCGCUGCAAAUAGUAAUGGUUAUAGUUGGCACACGUGGAGAUGUGCAGCCAUUUAUUGCCAUUGGCAAACGUCUCCAGGAAUAUGGCCAUCGUGUAAGAUUGGCAACUCAUUCAAAUUUCAAAGAGUUUGUGUUGACUGCUGGGCUUGAGUUCUAUCCAUUAGGCGGAGAUCCAAAAGUUCUUGCGGGUUAUAUGGUUAAAAAUAAAGGCUUCUUGCCAUCAGGCCCUUCUGAGAUACCUACUCAACGACAUCAAAUAAAGGAAAUUAUCUACUCUCUGCUUCCUGCUUGCAAAGAACCUGAUCCUGAUUCUGGUGUCCCUUUUAAAGCGGAUGCAAUCAUUGCUAAUCCUCCAGCAUACGGGCAUACCCAUGUGGCAGAGGCACUAAAAGUACCACUUCAUAUAUUUUUCACGAUGCCAUGGACGCCAACUAGUGAAUUUCCACAUCCCUUGUCCCGUGUGAAGCAGCCAGCUGGUUAUCGACUUUCUUAUCAAAUUGUUGACUCAUUGAUAUGGCUUGGGAUACGGGACAUGAUAAAUGAUGUUAGAAAGAAAAGGCUGAAGCUGCGACCAGUCACAUAUUUAAGUGGUUCCCAAGGCUCUGAUUCCGAUGUGCCACACGGAUAUAUAUGGAGUCCUCACCUUGUUCCUAAACCAAAAGAUUGGGGUCCUAAGAUUGACGUGGUAGGAUUUUGCUUUCUUGAUCUUGCAACAAAUUAUGAACCUCCCGAAUCACUCGUAAAGUGGCUUGAAGCUGGUACAAAGCCUAUUUAUAUUGGAUUUGGUAGCCUUCCGGUUCAAGAACCAGAAAAAAUGACCCAAAUAAUUGUGGAUGCAUUGGAAAAAACUGGACAGAGGGGUAUUAUUAAUAAAGGUUGGGGUGGCCUUGGUAACUUGGCGGAAACCAAGGACUCUGUUUACUUGUUGGACAAUGUCCCUCAUGAUUGGCUGUUCUUGCAAUGCAUGGCUGUGGUUCAUCAUGGAGGUGCUGGAACAACAGCUGCUGGUCUCAAAGCUGCAUGCCCAACAACCAUUGUACCAUUCUUUGGUGACCAACCUUUCUGGGGAGAGCGAGUGCAUGCCAGAGGAGUGGGACCCCCACCCAUCCCAGUUGAUGAAUUCUCACUUCCAAAGUUGGUUGAUGCAAUAAAUUUUAUGCUAGAGCCAAAGGUGAAAGAGAAAGCAGUUGAACUUGCAAAGGCAAUGAAGAAUGAGGAUGGGGUGACUGGAGCAGUGAAAGCAUUUUUUAAGCAUCUUCCGUGCAAGAAGCCAUCACCACAGCCAUCACCAGAGCGAUCCAGUAUAUUCUCCGUUAGUAGAUGUUUUGGUUGUUCCUGAAUCUCGGUAUGGAUAUUUGUUUCUUCCUUAUAACUUCUUGUGUGUUCUGUGGUGUCCUCCAUAGGGCUUUCUUUCCUAAGCCUGAAUCUAACAUUCUUAUGAAUGCCUCUCCUAGAAUUCCCACCCCCGUUUCCAGAAAUGUAAUUAUAUUUACAGUCAAGACACAUUUAGUGUAAAACACGGAUUUUCAUUUAUCUCAAAGGUAAUAAGGCCCAAUUUUUUUAUUCAA